AUGUGGGUUCUUGAGAAGAUCAGGGAGAGCAUUGAGAGCAUUCCAUUAGAGUUGAGUCAUAUCAUUGGGAAGAGUGAGGAGGAUAUUUUUAUCUCUUCUAAGACCAGACUCUCUCAGAAUCUGCACAAUAACAUCCUUACUCCAGACAAGAUACCAGAGUUCUGCUUGCCCCCAAGGCUCUGCAGGAGAAGCCGGGAGGCAGAGACAACCGCACCUCACCAGCUCUGUCAGAACCAGGUACCAAAGAGCGGCACUUGCUCUGGAAUGACAUGUGAAAAAACGAAGCUUGCAGUGAUAAGGAAUAGUGAUGUAUCAGUGGCUUGGAAGGAUACAAAGAAACCUUUGCCAUUCUCUGCAGAGGGUUAUGGGAUGGCUGGGAUAUACGAGAGCCCAAAUACCCGCAGGAAAGAAUCUAUAUUUCAUUCAAAGUUCCCCAUUUACAUGCUUGACAGAAGCAUUGCUGCUGCAGCUCCUCGGCUCGCAAAGGUUAAAAAGGUGCAGAAGAAACCUAUGUCUGGGAUUUUCCCUCAGUUGUGCAAAAGCCUGUCAGAGACAGGAAGCACUGAAAGUGAAACAUCCAGUGACUCUUCACCCCUCAGUUCCCCUUACACUACUAAAUCCUCCUUCUAUGACCAGUCAGGCAGUGGUCGUCUGAAAGCAGCAACAUCAUGUCCUUUGUUAAUUGGCGGCAGGGAGGAAAUGGGGAGGUUGAGGAGAGAGGUUUUAAGUUUGCAAACCUUUCCCAGUAGCCCUCCCAGCUCAGUUGCAAACUCACUCACUCUUGCCCCACCUGUCCUCUUCCCACUAGACGUUCUCCAGUGCCAGGAGAGACUUCAGCGCGAGCAUGUCGUCCCUUUGCUGGGUCGUGGUAAAGUUCGACUCUCUGCUGAGAGCACCACAUUUUCCACCAACACGCUCUUAUCCCUAUUCACAGUCAGAGUCCGUGUGGUGUCUGUGGAAGGCCUGUGGAGUGAUACGAACCAACAAACUCUGAACUGUGCAGUGAAUCUGUGUUUGACACCAGGGAAGCUGCAGCCACAGAAGAGCGCCACCAUCAGGAACUGCCACAGCCUUGUGUUUAAUGAAGAUUUCUACUUCACAGCACUGAGUCAGGAGGAUCUGCUGGAACUGCAGCUGAGAUUAAAAGUGGUGGAUAAACCUGCAGCUGGAACACUGAGGAGGGGGACAGUGAUUGGGGUGUUCACCAAACCACUGUCUCAGUUACUUAAUCUUCAUAAAUGGGUCUAA
This is a messenger RNA of Solea solea (common sole), 1248 nucleotides long. Its product is annotated as C2 calcium-dependent domain-containing protein 4C. Bases 1 to 1248 code for a protein of 415 amino acids. The transcript has a single exon. The record is from RefSeq and is a predicted model, not a curated record. Lineage: Eukaryota; Metazoa; Chordata; Actinopteri; Pleuronectiformes; Soleidae.